Lotus japonicus is the source of this 1074-nucleotide messenger RNA. RefSeq lists its product as uncharacterized. The coding region runs from base 1 to 1074 and encodes 357 amino acids. The transcript has 3 exons. The record is from RefSeq and is a predicted model, not a curated record. Gene Ontology annotation, biological process: DNA integration. Gene Ontology annotation, molecular function: RNA-DNA hybrid ribonuclease activity; nucleic acid binding. NCBI's taxonomy places the organism in Eukaryota, Viridiplantae, Streptophyta, Magnoliopsida, Fabales, Fabaceae.
AUGGUCAUCGAACAAUCUUUGAAAUUCGAGUUUAAGGCGAGCAACAACCAAUCAGAAUAUGAGGCACUAAUCGCCGGAUUAAGGCUCGCCAUUGAAUUAGGCGUUCAGAAAUUGUUCAUCAAAGGCGACUCACAGCUGGUUGUUAAACAGGUAAAAGGAGAGUAUCAGGUAAAGGAUCCACAACUUGCUAAAUACCUGGAAGUGGUGCACAGGUUAAUGAUGGAAAUAGAGAAGAUCGGGAUAGAACAUAUUCCAAGAAGUCAAAAUGAAAGGGCGGACGUGCUGGCAAAACUGGCCAGUACGGGGCGAUUGGGCAACUAUCAAACAGUCAUCCAGGAAACCCUUUCUCGCCCCAGUAUUGACUUGGUGGAAGUUAAGUUAAAGGCGGUAAAGACGGUAACGGAAGGCGAGCCUUCAUGGAUGGAAUCAAUCAAAACUUUCCUCAAAAACCCUCCAAAGGAUGAUGAUUUGAACACAAAAGAAAAGCGUAGGGAGGCUAGUUUCUACACGCUGGUAGGCGAUGAACUAUAUCGGCGGGGAAUUAUGUCUCCUAUGCUCAAAUGUGUUGACAUGAGAGAUGCCCAGGGAAUCAUGGCAGAAGUUCACGAAGGAGUAUGCUCUAGUCACAUAGGAGGGCGAUCAUUGGCAGUAAAGGUAUUGAGAGCAGGAUUUUACUGGCCAACAAUGAAGAAAGACUGCCUGGAAUACGUCAAGAAGUUUGGGGUCCCCAUGGCUUUGGUAACGGAUAAUGGGACUCAAUUCACAAGCAAUGUCACCAGAGAAUUUUGUGCGGAUAUGGGAAUUGAAAUGCGAUUUGCAUCAGUAGAGCACCCUCAGACCAACGGGCAGGCAGAAUCAGCCAACAAGGUCAUUUUGAAGGGCUUAAAGAAAAAAUUGGAUGAGGCGAAAGGUCUUUGGGCGGAAGAACUUCCAGCCGUCCUAUGGGCAUACAACACGACUGAACAGACAAGCACGAAGGAAACCCCAUAUCGUCUAACUAAUGGAACUGAUGUCAUGCUCUCAGUGGAAAUUGAAAACCAAAAUAGAAAAGGGCGUGGCCCAUACAUGCUUUAA